This is a messenger RNA of Pseudogymnoascus verrucosus, 2952 nucleotides long. RefSeq lists its product as uncharacterized. Gene Ontology annotation, molecular function: phosphatidylinositol binding. Lineage: Eukaryota; Fungi; Ascomycota; Leotiomycetes; Thelebolales; Thelebolaceae. Gene Ontology annotation, cellular component: intracellular membrane-bounded organelle. The record is from RefSeq and is a predicted model, not a curated record. Bases 1 to 2952 code for a protein of 983 amino acids. The transcript has a single exon.
AUGGCAAUAAUCGAAGAUAAUAAAGACCAUCAAGGAAAUGGCUCCUCGCCCCUAGACGAUGAUUCGCCCAAUGGAGGAGCUGACGCAACACCCACGCGCGCACCUGCCGCAACGCCAGAUGCGACGACUCGACUUCUCCAGUACCUAGCCCAUGCGUCCCCCGAACAGCUGUGUGCCAUAGCAGUUGGCCUGGCUGGCUGUACAUAUCUCAUCCUGGGGAGGGUCGGCCUCGUGCUUAUAGGCGCAUUUGGAGGGAUAAUAUUGCAUGCGUCCUGGGAGAGGCAUAGUGCUGUCGCCGAUAUCCAUACGACACACCCAAAGCAGAACGGCCUGCAUAUCCUACAAAAAGUCUUAGAUUGGAGGGAAAAGAACCCUGCGAAUCCUUACGAAUUUGACGAUAAUGACGAUACGGACGAGGCGGUUGUGCCAGGGGCGGCCAACUUUGACGACUUUCGCCCUGCCACGGCGGAGGCGCUGAGAGAACUGGUGGAAGCAACAAUUCGAGAUUAUGUGAAGUACUGGUAUCUUCCAGUUCUGCCGGAAGAAAAGACAUUCCCGCGAACGAGUCAGCAAACUCUGGUGUCGUUCCUUCGCUCUAUAGCAAAUUCCCUGUCGAAGAAGCGCCCCGCAGACGCUUUUCUGGACUUCUUUACCAAUUGCUCCUCGAUAGUCAUCGUCUUUCUCGGUGAACUGUCAACCGCCAUUCUGGCUUCGCCUGAUUUCGACAUUUCUCCAGAAGAUGCAGUGCAGGAAUACCUCACCUCGAACCCUGAUUCCCAUCUCGCCCAUAUCAUGGAUGAGAAGCAGCAACAGAAAAAGUUCCAACUGAUUGCCAACGAUUUGUUACAGAAUUUCAUUGAGAAGUCUGUGUACAGUUGCAACCCUGCUAGGGUCUUCCUAGAAAGAAUAUUAAGUGGAGUUGUAAUGGAGAUGAGUUUGAGGGCCUGUUCCAAGCCAGAGUGGAUAAAUGGCUGGAUUGUAUAUCUGCUAGAAGAGGGCGAACCAGAUAUCAUUCAGGCGAUUGAUGCUGGUAUGGGGAUACCAUCUCCGAAGGGGAUUCAACCUAUGAUGGAUCAGCCCGAUACCAACUCCCAAAAGCGUGUCAGCAGAGCGGACGACGCGAUGAAGUCUGCCACAGAGGAAGCGGAAAGGCUAAGCCAGCUAAUUGCUGAGGAUGAAUCAAGGCAGUCUAAAGAGACUUCGAGAUCUUCCCUAUCCAGGGACACCCCAGACGUUGCCAGGGUAUCCUCAAGUCACUCUUCAGAUGGCGUACAUGUUCCUCUAGGUCCGAUUGAAGAAGCGUUUGUCCCGACUUCGGUCGAAGUUGAUGCAGAACCGAAACAACCGUUCACAAGCUUCGACCAGAUUGCGCCCCAACGAAGUAUCGACCUGGAUAAUGAGACGCCCAAGCCUCUGACACUUGAAGGCGCCGGUAUAACUAUCAUGGACGACGCUUCCCCAGGCGAUAACAGUCGCUUUCGCAACAAGCCCACAGGAGAUUAUCUGGUCCAGAUCGAGCCGAAUUCCUCGCGUUACUCCGGUUGGAUGAUUGUUCGCAAAUAUGCAGAUUUCGAGACACUCCACGAAGUUCUAAAGCGCAUUGCUCAGGUAUCUGGAGUGAUAGCCUUCACGCAAACGCAUUCCACACUGCCGACUUGGAAGAACCAGGGCAAGGCUGACUUGCGGACUAAUUUGGAGAAUUAUCUGCGCGAUGCAUGUCGUCAUGCGGCUUUGGCGGAAAGCGUGGGAAUGAAGCGUUUCCUUGAAAAAGAACAAAGCCAAAGUCAGGGGCAGUCAGGAAAGGGCUUUGGGUGGCCAUCUCCCGCAGCUUUUGAGACUAUGGGCAAGGGCUUGGUUGAUAAUCUCAUGAGUGCUUCCAAGGGAGCUGCCGAAGGCGGUAAAACAGUUUUCGGUGGUAUGACGGGGGUGCUUGGGAAUAUAAACCCCGGGAGAGGAAGGUCUGCCAGCAAACUGAGUCUUAGUUCUCGUCCUGGCUUUCGGUCUUCCUCAUCGCUUGCACCGGAACUUGACGAUAGUACCUCCAUCAACGGCACUAAGCCAUCAAGCGAAGAAGCUCGUAAUGGGCCGGCCGCAUCUCACAGCGAGACAGCAGUCAUCGCAGAAACACCCGAGCAUGAGCUGUCCAGUGCAAGUACACCAGUUGAAACCCCUAGUAACGGGGUUAGCGAUGCAUCCAUGAAGUCGUCAAUGGAAUCUUUAGGGACAGAACAAGAGCCUCAGAGCCCACUGCUAGAUCUCGAUAACAUCGUUCUACCGCCGCCGCCUAGCGACAUGCCCGACGACUACGGAAUUAUACGAUCCUCAUCAUCGCCUGCUUUGUCGAAGAAUGAAAUUAUGACACCAGUCACAUCUACGAAUGAUACCUCGCCAGUCCAAUCCAUAAGAUCCCCGUCGAUAUCUGAGGCCAAGGUACCUAACAAGCGAAAAGACCCAACGCCCUUCACAGAAGAGGAGACCAGGGUAGCUCUGGAGUUAACAUUCGCCAUGAUCAAUGAACUAUAUACGCUAUCAUCUGUCUGGAAUAUACGCCGAACACUCCUCACGGCGGCCAAGACAUUCCUCCUCCGACCUGGAAAUCCUUCGCUGGCAUCCAUCCAGGCUCUCGUCCAAGAAUCUGUCAUCACUUCGAAUACAUCCGACGCUGGGAUCGCCAGCCAUCUCCGGAAGAUCCGUGAGAACACGAUGCCAACCGAAGAAGAGCUUAAAGCAUGGCCAGAGGAACUCAGCGCCGAGGAAAAAACAAAGUUAAGGGUUCGGGCUAGGAAACUACUUAUUGAGAGGGGUAUCCCACCUGCAUUGGCCGGCGUCAUGGGCCAGGCUGCUACGGGCGAGGCUGUUGGCAGAGUAUUUGACUGCUUGCAGGACGAGAAGGUUGCUAGAGGGUUGAUGUUUGGGCUCCUGUUGCAAGGGGCUCGGGCGAUCACACACUGA